Messenger RNA from Plasmopara halstedii, 780 nucleotides. Its product is annotated as Domain of unknown function DUF4203. The coding region runs from base 1 to 780 and encodes 259 amino acids. Gene Ontology annotation, cellular component: plasma membrane. Lineage: Eukaryota; Oomycota; Peronosporomycetes; Peronosporales; Peronosporaceae. The record is from RefSeq and is a predicted model, not a curated record. The transcript has a single exon.
AUGAUGUCUUCCAACUUUAUUGUACUCAUUCUCGCGCUAUGUCUGCUCUCUGUGUAUGGACAUAAGCGACGAUCUGAAUACUUUCCGCAUCAUCUCCACGUUGAACCAGGUGUCGCUGCUGAGUUCGCCAUUUUUGUAGGUCUCAGCCUUUGUUUCUACGGGUUUCGACUUUUACGGGCGAUCAUAUUUCUGAGCGGCUUUGUUGUCACUGGAACGUUCAUGUCCUUGGCACUGGCGAGUGUAUUUGGACUUGGGACGUGGGUACUUGCAGCUUCCUGGAUCAGUUUUUUUGUCUUUGGGGUGGCUGGAGGCUGCGUCGCUUUGGCUUUCUUCCCGUUUGGCGUAUUUCUGGUCGGAUCUAUGUUUGCUUAUGCAAUUACUUUGUCACUUCCUUACCAAAUGCUUCCCAUCGACUUAAGUGCUGUACUAAAUGGAGCCAUUAUCGUGUUAGGUGGAAUGCUUGGAUGGUUACUAGUACGUCAUUUUACUAUUAUUGCCAGCAGUUUUGUGGGUGCCGUGUCAAUUAUACGGGGAAUUGGAUACUUCACGGGCAAGUACCCAACAAAUGAGGAUAUAAAAUGUUUUUAUUCCCAUUUGGAACAUAGCGAGUUAUGGAUGUCCGCAAUUCCAAAACUUUGGUGGGCUUUUUUGGCGGCAAUGUUUGCUUUGCUGGUUACUGGCGUGGUGAAGCAAUAUCGCGAUAUUGAUAAACACCAUAACUACAAUCAUAUUGGUCGCUACAAUGGUUGGCGCUCAACUCCAUACAUUUCCAUUCCAUAA